UCCCCGCGGCCAGGACAAAGCCAUGAAGCCGGCGCUGCUGGAAGUGAUGAGGAUGAACAGAAUUUGCCGGAUGGUGCUGGCCACUUGCUUGGGAUCCUUUAUCUUGGUCAUCUUCUAUUUCCAAAGUAUGUUGCACCCAGUCAUGCGGAGGAAUCCCUUCGGUAUGGACAUCUGCUGCCGGAAGGGAUCUCGAAGUCCCCUACAGGAACUCUACAACCCCAUCCAGCUGGAGCUGUCCAACACUGCCAUCCUGCACCAGAUGAGACGGGACCAAGUGACAGACACCUGCCGGGCCAACAGUGCCAUGAGCCGAAAGCGCAGGGUGCUGACCCCUAAUGACCUGAAGCACCUGGUGGUGGAUGAGGACCAUGAACUCAUCUACUGCUAUGUGCCCAAGGUGGCGUGUACCAACUGGAAGAGGCUCAUGAUGGUCCUGAGCGGCCGGGGCAAGUACAGCGAUCCCAUGGAGAUCCCAGCCAAUGAGGCCCAUGUGUCGGCCAAUCUGAAGACCCUCAACCAGUACAGCAUCCCAGAGAUCAACCACCGCUUGAAAAGCUACAUGAAGUUCCUGUUUGUGCGGGAGCCCUUCGAGAGGCUAGUGUCAGCCUACCGCAAUAAGUUCACACAGAAGUACAACACCUCCUUCCACAAGCGCUACGGCACCAAGAUCAUCCGUCGGCAGCGGAAGAACGCCACCCAGGAGGCCCUGCGCAAGGGGGACGAUGUCAAGUUCGAGGAGUUCGUGGCCUACCUCAUCGACCCCCACACGCAGCGGGAGGAGCCUUUCAAUGAGCACUGGCAGACCGUCUACUCCCUCUGCCACCCUUGCCACAUCCACUACGACCUCGUGGGCAAGUAUGAGACGCUGGAGGAGGACUCCAAUUACGUGCUGCAGCUGGCGGGAGUGAGCGGCUACCUGAAGUUCCCCACCUAUGCAAAGUCCACCCGAACUACCGAUGAGAUGACCACAGAGUUCUUCCAGAACAUCAGCGCCGAGCACCAGACACAGCUGUACGAAGUCUAUAAACUGGACUUUUUAAUGUUCAAUUACUCAGUGCCAAACUACCUGAAGUUGGAAUAAAGGGGUGUGGGGGUGGUUGGGGUGAGGGAGAGAAUCCUGCUUUUUAAUUUAAGAUUUUUAUUUGUCAAAAGAGUUCUAUGGAUACUGGGUUAUUUUGUAAGUUAAUAUGUCUUUGGGGGGGAUGCUGCGAGCGGCAUAGUAAGAAUUAUUUAAAUCAUCCAUAGGAAAAGACAGCUGUCUUUGCAGGGGAGCAGGGUGGAUCAUCCCUGAUUUAUAGAAGUGGAAACUGUAACACCGUCACCAAGGUGUCCUUGUGUUCUGGUGAAUUCCACAAACUAUGCGUCCCAUAAAGUCUAAGGAUUCUUAUUUAUAGUUAUUUAAACGUGGUCUCUGUAUAGGUUUCUUUUUGUGGCAGGAGAGUGCUCACGUCUUUCUAGAAGAAAAUUUGGCCUGUGCUUUGCUGCCUAUGGCUUGUUUAUGGAUGUGAUUGUUUUCCCACUGACCUCUCAAGGAGUCACAUGGUGAUAGCUGCUGGGAUGUGUGGAUGCCAUUCAAGAAACCCUGCUAGAAAUCAGUAAAUUGUCCUUGCACUAAGAAACGAGGGUGGGAAUGGUUCACACUGAUUGCUAGCAACCCCAAAGUCCAUUGCAGUAAUGAAAUGCAUUUUUGUAACCCAGGAGAGAGUGUAUGAUAGCAAUUUCUGUUCACCAAAAUUAACAGUCUAUAAGAACAGGCUUUUGGGGGAAAUUUUUAACUGGCACCUGCCAGUUCUAGUGAAGGCAGAAUAACUGUUGCUUUAUAUUUGAUAAAUAUUUAUUGAUCAUCUACUAUUUUCCAGGCUUGACUGCAGGUAGAACAUUGAGUGAACCCAGUAGCCUUGGCCCUCAGCAAGCUUUAUGUGAACACAGGACCUGCAGCUCAACAAUGAACCAGCCCUAUCCUUGUGGUCUUCAUGUGGGGUUUUGACUAUUCUCAAGUGGCCCAGAGAGUCCAUGACCCUAGAAAAUUUGCAUUUUUCUACAGCUCAAAUUUGAAAACCACACAUUUGGAUCAGUCACCUUAACUAGCUCAGUGACUUAAGUUCAUUGCCCAACACAAGAAAUGGCAGAAACCUUAUUGAUCAUGUAUGUCUACUGCACUAUCUUGGUAGUAGAUGCCUGUAAGCCUCAGUAUUCUUCAGACACAAAUCGAGGAGUGUGGUGAUUGAUUAGUGAUGUCUGCCUUGGGUAAAGGAAGGGGAACAUUUUUCAAGUGCCUCCUACUGUGGUCGCCAGUACACCUCUUCUCCUGCCUGCCAUGUAAAAGAGUGUACUGCAUAUGUUUGGAGAUUUGCAAAGAUCAGGCAUGAAGGUCAAAGGUGGACUGUUGGUACCCACAGGCACGUGCACACCCUCCCAUGUCCUGCAUUGGCAGAGCAUCCAGGACAGCCACCCAGAAUCUUAACCCAUGCUCCCUCUCAUCCAGAACACUGGAAACCGGUGUUUCCUGUUCUUGCUGAUCAACACCCAGACCUAGUCCUCAUUUCUAGUCAUUUCUGAGGCUUCUCAGUUGACAUUUGAGCCACACUCCCAUUACAGCCAGUGUGCAGGUGGGUAGGAGAUGCUGUAUAUAAUAGUUCUAAUGAUAGGGGAGGGAGUGGGUGUACAUUUUGCUUUCUGUAUUUUAGUUGGUUUUGUUUGUUUGUUUUGUUUUGAUGCAGUACAGAGUGAAGGGGUGAGAGUAUUCUGAAAAACAAAAAAAUGAAUAAUUUAUUCACAGAAACUAUUAAAAUGGUAUUGUUAGGCUCACAUCGAGCCUGAGAGCAGCAUCUGCUGCUCUGUCUCAUUGAGGAAAUUAUUUUAUUUAAUAUGAGCCAGAGUGGCUGGCUGCGCUAUUUAUAAAACGCAGGUACCUUCCCCAGUUUCUCUCCCCUUGCCUUUGAUAGAUAGUUUUAUGUCAUGUGUUUGACCAAGAGCAGUGACAGACUUUGGCUGUCCCUGGAAUAGGGAGGGGGCCCUGUCCUCAGAAACUGGCCUUCUGCUGAUGUGGCAGUCUGUGGUGUUGCUGAUACGGCUCUGUAGGGCAUCAGUUUGGAGAGGUUUGUGGUCACAUAUCUUAGGAAACAAAAUUAAGUCAGGUUCCUCUCUGCAGGACUUUUCAGAGCCUUCAAUACAUUGUCUGCCUUGUGAAUCUGGGAGAAUGCAGCAUUUCCGGGCUGCAUGACCUGGGUGUCCUGUAUAGCAGAUGUGUCUUAGCCGGCAUUUCACACAGUAGCCUUCAGUGAGGGUGAUCUAGCCUGUCUGAGGUCUGCAAAGAUUAGCAACUGCCUCCUAGACCCUCCACAAACAAACCAGUGAAACAGCACCACAGCGUCUGUCUGGGAACUUUAUGGAAUGAAUUACACUUUACCUAAGUGGGAGGCUCCAUCUGGAUGCUGCCCCAGACAGUCAUUCUGUCCCUCCAAACACGGGAGAGACAUCUUGGGUGUUGUGGGGGGGAGGUGGCAUAAGGACACAAAAAUAGCCCCCACUUCCUGGCCUUAAAGGCCACUCCUUGGGGAUGAUGGCCUCGUGACAAAGACUUCUCACCUCCACCCACAGUUUGGAACCAUGUGCUUCGGGGUUUUAAAUGGAAAUUCAUGUUGAUUUCCAUGUUUUGCAUUUCUGUUUGUCUUUCAUCUGUGGUACAGUGCUGUGUACAGAUGGUAGUUACUCCAUUUCUCUCUCUAAAGUGAGAAAGAUUGUCCUUUAGGGAACCAUGCAUCAUCACUAUGCUUCUGGAAUGAGGGACUCUUUCUCAUGUUUUGUGUUCACGUUUUAUUUUCUAUUGACAAUUUUUAAAAUAUGUAUUGGUUCAACUGUUUUGUAGACUGUAUAAAGUAUUCUGUGUCCCUGGCUAAAGAUGUCCAUUGGUGACGUGUGCUUGAAAAUCCGAGCGUUUUCCACGGGAAAAUGUUGAAAUGACUUUCUCUUGCAUGCCUGUCAUGCUUAGCUAGGAAAAGGAGCUGCCGGUAUCCCGGCUCUGAGCCACUGUUCAAAGGUGCAGCUGUGUUUUUAGGACCAGGUACAGUCAAGUAGAAUGACAAGGACAUGACUACUUAGCUGCCUCUUUCUUGGAAAUGUCUAGAAUAUCAGCCACAGGGGUCCCUGCCUACAGCCUCUCCAGCCUCCCCUGCCUCAGUGCCCCUCUCAGCUGGUCUGAGAGACAGGGCAGCCCGUUGAACAGGUCUCAGACAGGCCACCUGCCCCCAAGGGUAAGCCUUUUCUCUCCUGCUUGUUCAGCCAGAAGGAGAACUGUGGGAACCAGAAACCUCACUCUGGCCAGCCCUCUGGAGCACACAAGAGUAGCCCAGGCUCUGAGAGAGCUCCCGGACAUUAUGCAAAGCCCAAGGAUGCUUAGCUCAUAUGAUAACAAUUGCAUUACUGUCCUGCUUCAACUGACAAAGCCACAGAGAUUAUGCUUGCUUCCCUACUCGCUUCCUCUGCCCAGUCCGCCUCCCUACACACACAUGCACACAUAGAUGUACACACACAUACAUGUGCACGCGAACACAUGCACAGUAGAUGUGCACACACACAUACACAAAUCACCCCAGCCUGUGUGCUCCUGGCCCACCUCUCCGUCAGCAGGACUGACUCGUCACUCCCCCAGGUUCUGCCCACCAGCAUCCCCAGCUUUUCCCAUCCACAGCUAAACAGACCCUCGGAAUAGGCAACAGGGCCUUCUAGAACCAGCUGGACCCUUGGACAGCAGCAGGCAAAUUUUGGUCUGCUCUCAUCAGGUACAAAAGGCAGUAUCUGUAUUCUCUUCUGAGCAUGCUCAGUAAGGCAUAUGGACAUAGAAUUUAACAUCUUUGUGGAGUGUGUGUUUUUUACAUAUUUGUAUGCAGUCGAGGGCCUGUUGUAGAAUUCUCUCCCUGUAUCUUACUAUACUGUUAAAGAAGUUGAAUUCCAUGUUGCCAACAGACGCGUGAAAUGUUCCCGAACCUUCCUCCAGGAAAAGCCAUUCAAGCCUGAUUAUUUUUCUAAGUAACUUCAAUUAAA
This is a messenger RNA of Cricetulus griseus (Chinese hamster), 5043 nucleotides long. Lineage: Eukaryota; Metazoa; Chordata; Mammalia; Rodentia; Cricetidae. The record is from RefSeq and is a predicted model, not a curated record.